AAUAAAGUUGAAUGACUCAAGUGUUGUCACAGAUGCCAUUUGCAAGAUUAGCAUGAAGUAAAAAGGAAUGCUCAGACUAAAAUAAGAACUACGGAACAUCUCAGGCAUCCAGCAAAAACGAAUAAAUUAAGAACAGCUUCAUUGGAGAUGGAAGUCGAAUCAGAAGUCAGCGUCAUCCGGAGUACCAGAGUGGUUGUGAAUGAUAUAAUUUGCCCAGCUGAUGUUGUGAUUCAGAAUGGCAAAAUUGCAGAAAUCAGUCCUAUAAAACUGAGAUUAAGAAAUAUCAAAGAAAAGGUCCUUGAUGUUGGAAACCGAUUGGUCAUGCCAGGAAUUGUUGACUCUCAUGUCCAUGUGAAUGAACCAGGACGCACAGAAUGGGAAGGUUACUGGACAGCUACAAGGGCAGCUGCUGCAGGAGGAAUAACUACGAUUGUGGAUAUGCCACUGAAUAGUAUCCCUCCUACAACCACCCUCGAGAACUUUGAUACUAAGUUGGAAGCUGCUGAGGACAACUGCUUUGUUGAUGUGGCCUUUUGGGGAGGUGUCAUCCCUGGAAACCAGGCCGAACUGUACCCCAUGAUCCAGGCAGGUGUGUCAGGAUUCAAGUGCUUCAUGAUCCACAGUGGAGUGGAAGAGUUCCCUCAUGUAACAGAGACAGACCUGCACAAUGCCAUGGCUCAGCUACAAGAUACAGAAAGUGUGCUUCUGUUUCAUGCAGAGAAGGAAACUCACCAAGAAAAGGCAGAGUCGAAUGAUCCUUGUGAGUACGACACCUUCCUAAACUCUCGUCCAGAUGUAAUGGAAGUAGAAGCUGUAAACACCGUGACCGAUCUCUGCCUACAAUACGAUGUUCGCUGUCACAUUGUUCAUCUGUCGUCUGCUAACACUUUGAAUAUAAUUGAAAAUGCUCGCCAGGCUGGAGCACCUCUGACUGUUGAGACCACACAUCAUUACCUCACUUUGGCUGCUGAACACAUUCCACCAGGUGCCACCCACUUCAAGUGCUGCCCUCCAAUCAGAAGCAAAGAGAACCAGGAGAAACUAUGGGAAGCUCUGAAAGAUGGACGGAUUGAUAUGGUGGUAUCGGACCAUUCCCCAUGCACAGCUGACCUGAAGUUGCUGCAAGAUGGAGACUUCAUGAAGGCUUGGGGAGGCAUCUCAUCAAUGCAGUUUGGUCUUCCUCUGUUCUGGACUGCUGCUCGACAGAGAGGUUUAUCAGUGCAAGAUGUAAUACGACUAAUGUGCCAAAAUACAGCCAAGCUGGCAGGCCUGGAGGACAGAAAGGGAUCACUAAUAAAGGGUAAAGAUGCAGACAUUGUCAUCUGGGAUCCAGAUAAAGAGUUUGAGGUGAAGGAAGAUUUGAUCCAUCACAAGAAUAAGCUCACACCAUAUUUAGGAUUUCGCUUGUAUGGUGAGGUCUAUGGAACAAUUGUGCAAGGAAAGCUGGUGUACUUUAAGGGCAGAUUUGCCCCUAAGCCCCAUGGGGAGCUUCUCCUUGUUCGACGCCAGAAGGCAGAGAAAAUAUUUCAACCCUACUACUGAAGUAAUCAGAAAUUUUAGGAAAUCAGUGAAUGCUAGUAUUUCAAUAUCAGUAAAGAGCACACAUACAUAGAAUCCACUUUGAAAAGAAGGUAACAUUAGAACAGUUUUUGGCAUUAGAAAUUUAAAAUGCGUUCGCAUUAUUUACUUCAGGGUACAACUCUGGCUGAGACAGAUGUAAGCGAAAGAAUCAAGCUUUAUUAGUUCUGCUGUGUAAUUCAUCCACUCUCCUUUAAUGUUUGAGAUAUGUAGAAAUAGUAAAAAGGAAAACUAUUCUUUGUUAUUGUGCCCUUUUUGCUUUAUUUUGUAAGCUGAACUUAUUGUUGCUAGUUAAUAUUGAAUUAAACAUAUGUAAUUACAA
This is a messenger RNA of Protopterus annectens (West African lungfish), 1900 nucleotides long. Its product is annotated as allantoinase, mitochondrial-like. The transcript has 12 exons. Gene Ontology annotation, molecular function: allantoinase activity; zinc ion binding; cobalt ion binding. Gene Ontology annotation, cellular component: cytoplasm. The record is from RefSeq and is a predicted model, not a curated record. Gene Ontology annotation, biological process: allantoin catabolic process; purine nucleobase catabolic process. Lineage: Eukaryota; Metazoa; Chordata; Ceratodontiformes; Protopteridae. The coding region runs from base 148 to 1542 and encodes 464 amino acids.